Vicugna pacos (alpaca) is the source of this 3032-nucleotide messenger RNA. RefSeq names its product CD4 molecule (gene CD4). The record is from RefSeq and is a predicted model, not a curated record. NCBI's taxonomy places the organism in Eukaryota, Metazoa, Chordata, Mammalia, Artiodactyla, Camelidae. Gene Ontology annotation, cellular component: membrane. Gene Ontology annotation, biological process: cell adhesion; immune response. Gene Ontology annotation, molecular function: coreceptor activity.
CUCACUACCAGGUUUCCUGUCUCUCGGUUUAAGCACGUCUCUGCAGAAGUAACAGGCGCCCUCCCCAGUGGGCUCCUGCUCCCAGCCCUCACAUCAACACACCUGUGCGAGAAGCAGAGGGGAAGAGAGACACAGGCCCAGAGGCCCUGCCCUGUCUGCUGGGGAAGGUGCAGGUCCCUGCCUGCCUCAGCAAGGCCACAAUGGACCUGGGAACCUCUCUUAGGCACCUGUUCCUGGUGCUACAACUGGCGAUGCUCCCAGCCGGCACUCAGGGGAGAACAGUGGUGCUGGGUAAGGCAGGAGACCUAGUGGAACUGCCCUGCCAAGCUCCUGAAGAGAAGAACUUGCCCUUCACCUGGAAAAAUUCUCAGAACAUAAUUCUGGGGAUGAGGGGCAAGGGCUCCUUCUCGAUCAAAGGUGCCUCCAAGCUGCGCGCUCGCGUAGAAUCAAAAAAAAACCUGUGGGACCAAGGAUCCUUUCCUCUGAUCAUCAAGGAUCUUGAAGUAACAGACUCUGGGACUUACAUCUGUGAAGCGGGGGGCAAGAAGACAGAGGUGGAGUUGCUGGUGUUCAGACUGACUGCCAGCUCCGACCGCGUGCUGCUGGGGCAGAGCCUGACCCUGACCUUGGAGAGUCCCUCCGGUAGUAACCCUUCAGUGCAAUGGAAGGGUCCGGGGAACAGAAGCAGGAAGGAGGGCAAGAGCCUGUCACUGCCCCAGCUGGGGUUGCAGGACAGCGGCACCUGGACGUGCACCGUCUCCCAGGACCAGCAGACACUGGUGUUCACCAGGAACAUCCUGGUGCUGGCCUUCCAGAAGGUCUCUAGCACAGUCUAUGUGAAAGAGAGGGAGCAGGCGGUGUUUUCCUUCCCACUCACCUUUGAAGACGAAAGCCUGAGUGGGCAGCUGAUGUGGUGGCCGGCGAAGAGGGUUUCCUCCUCCGAGUCCUGGAUCACAUUCUCCUUGAAGAACAUGAAGGUGUCUGUGGAAACGGUUCACAAGGACCUCAAGCUCCAGAUGAGGGAGAGGCUCCCGCUCCAUCUCACUCUGCCCCAGGCUUUGCCACAGUGCGCGGGUUCUGGAAACCUGACCCUGGUUCUCACCCAGGGGAAGAGGAAGUUGCAUCAGGAAGUGAACCUUGUGGUGAUGAGAGUGACUAAGUCCCAGAACAGUUUGAUCUGUGAGGUGCUGGGACCCAAGUCCCCCGAGCUGACACUGAGCUUGAAGCUGGAGAACCAGAGCGCGAAGGUUACAAAUCAGCAGAAGCUGGUGACGGUGCUGGACCCUGAGGCAGGGAUGUGGCAGUGUCGACUGAGUGACAAGGACAAAGUCCUGCUGGAAUCCAAGAUCGAGGUUUUGCCUCCCGUGCUCACCCAGGCCUGGCCAAAGCUCCUGGCCUUCGUGCUGGGCGGCAUCACAGGCCUCCUGCUUCUCACGGGGUUCUGCGUCCUCUGUGUUAAGUGCUGGCGCCGCAGGCGCCAGGCAGAGCGGAUGUCUCAGAUCAAGAGACUCCUCAGUGAGAAGAAGACCUGCCAGUGUCGCCACCGGCUCCAGAAGACCUAUAAUCUCACUUGAGGCCCCGGCCAGGAGGAGGUUCCACCUGCAGCAUCCCCAGCUGUCUUCCCCUGCCUUCCUGGGCCUGCAGACCAGAUGAAUGUAAUCCACUGAGUGCCUCUGGCCACCCCCUGCCCUCCUCUUCCAUUGUAGGCCUUGGUUCUCCUCUUCCAGAGGCUCGCUGGCACCCUCUCUUCCCCAUCUCCUUUUUGCUCAAACUCUGGCCCUUCAUUGAUUUCUUCUCGACUCUCUCCCUCACUGCUCACCUGGAUCACAGAGGCGCAUGUGGGACCAGCCCUGCCUGGCCUGGAGGGGGAGGCUGGGUGUCUGAAGCACGAAGCACAGGCCUGUCACUGUACGGGAGGAGACCCUGGGACCAGAGGCGGCAAGGACUAGCCCCAGAUCACACACGCAGUCAAGGAGAGUUCAGGAUCCAAAGGCUUCUGACUGCCAGCCUGCUCUGCUCCAUUCUACCUGUCUCCCCCUGCGUUGGCAGAAACACAGAUUCACAUCCUUACCUGACACAGACAGGCACCCAGGCACGCUUGUGCGCACACACAACUCCAUAUCACCCAAGCAGCACGGCUCGGUUUAUAAACCAGUUUCACAUCCUUUGUCUAUUUGAACCUCAUGAACAUCCUACAAGGCUGGUGGUGACAGGAUCGAGAUUAGCAUCUCCAGCUGACAGACUGGAAAUGGAACUCAGAGAGGGCAGAUGAUAGCCCUGGUUCACACAGCCAGUAAGUGGACUAGCCAGGACUCCAGCCCUCUGGUUCCACUGCUGUCUCUUGAACACGGGGACAAAUACCACACAGAUCUCUGCAGCUGGCUAGUCAUAGAUGCCCAGCAUGUACUUGGAUUCACAGGAGCCCUCCAGCACAGGGAGGUUGCCUCAGAGAGUUCAGGAACCUGCGGGAGGGCCUCCCUGCCUCACCUGCUGGCAGCCUCCCUGUUCCCAGGGCACAAAACCGGCAGUUCUCCUAAUUAGGACACAGGCUGGGAGCACAGGGCCUGUGGGGGAGAGUGUCCAGCGACCCACUACUCACCUUGUGCAGAACCUUCUGGAAGGUGAACUUUGCCAGAGAGAAGGGGUGGGGAGCUGGCCAAAGACUGAACCCUCUGAGGGGACCUCCUGUGAAGGCUGACAGCCCUGGGCCUUGGUCCCCCUGCCCUGCACCCUCCUUCAUCCCUCUCCCAAACCACUCAGGACACAAGAAAAUUGGGGUUCCAAGUUUUCUUCUUCCUCCUCUCCUGAUCCAUUUCUCUCAGGACCCCCAGCUCCUCUGUCCCUCUCUCUCCCUUCCCUUCCUCACUACCUCCUGCAGUCCCUACCUCCUUUUCCUUUUCCAGCUUGCCUCUUCCAGGAAGAACACCCAGCUGCCGUCAGGGCUCCCCAUGGCUUGCUCUGUAUUCCUGCCCACUCCCCACCCCUGCCUUCCUGUGCUGAGAGAAAAAUAACAACAUACUUACAGUAAAGAA